AUGAGUCCGGCGUCGAGAAUAUCACGUAAUUCAACAAAACAUGCCGGAAGAAUCCGAGAGGAUCCGGUUGGCUUUGUAGUCCAGACAGCAGCAUUUUAUCAGGGCACGGGUUGGAGAAGUUACAGCAACUAUGUUGGUACCCGUAUUCUCUAUGAAGGUUUCUCAGCGACCUUCAAAGAGAGGAUUCUUGCUAGCCAAAAAGUGAAUGAAUUAAUCAAAAGCAUGGCUGCUCAACAACUGGAAGCAUUGAUCCACCAGAAACAGGAAGCGUACGAUGCAGAAAUGGCAGCUAAUGCAGGAAAGAAAAACUUCAAACCCAAAAACAGACCCAUGCGACCUGAGGAUAUUGAAGUGCGUCGCAAGGCUCUGGAAGCUGAACUCACUGCGGUAGCCAAAACCAACAUUGAAAAGUUGGUUUGUGAUAUGAAUAGCAUGAAGUUCAUCAGGUUCUUCGCCUUUCUUAUCAAUAAUAUCCUAGUGAGGAUGUAUCACCAAGGAAUUCACAUUAAGGAGUCCGAGUUUCUGGAGUUGCGACGGAUUGCUGAAUACUGUGCAGAAAGAAAAUACUCAAUGAUUAUCUUGCCUUGCCACAAGUCCCAUAUUGACUACUUAGUCGUCUCCUACAUCUUCUUCCGUAUGGGUCUCGCAUUACCCCACAUUGCUGCUGGCAACAACUUGGACAUGCCCAUUGUAGGAAAAGCCCUUAAAGGAGCGGGAGCAUUUUUUAUUCGCCGAUCUUGGGCAGAUGAUCAGCUUUAUACUAGCAUCGUGCACGAAUACGUCCAGGAGCUGCUCGAAGGAGGAUAUAACAUUGAGUGCUUCAUUGAAGGGACACGUAGUAGAACAGGAAAGCUGUUGCCACCAAAACUUGGAGUCCUAAAGAUCAUUAUGGACGCCAUGCUCUCUAAACGCAUUGAAGACUGCUACAUCGUCCCGAUCUCGAUUGGAUACGAUAAGGUUAUUGAGACAGAGACAUAUAUCAACGAGCUUCUUGGGAUUCCAAAAGAGAAAGAGAGUCUGUGGGGCGUUAUCACGAACUCUAGACUUCUUCAACUAAAGAUGGGACGUAUCGAUGUACGCUUUGCAAAACCUUACAGUUUGCGCAACUUUAUGAAUCAGGAAAUUGAGCGGAGAGAGUUUGUUAAUGAUCAGCAGUUGGCAAGCACUCAAGCCAAAUCUCAACUGCUGAAGGCUCUGGGCUAUAAGGUCUUGGCUGAUAUUAACUCUGUCUCUGUUGUAAUGCCAACUGCUUUGGUCGGAACUGUCAUUUUGACACUUCGUGGUCGGGGUGUUGGUCGUAAUGAACUUAUCCGACGUGUGGAUUGGCUAAAACGUGAGAUCUUAUCAAAAGGAGGCCGUGUCGCCAACUUUAGCGGGAUGGAAACAGGCGAGGUUGUUGAUCGUGCAUUGGGUGUAUUGAAGGAUUUGGUGGCGCUGCAAAAGAACUUGCUAGAGCCUGUUUUCUACGCUGUCAAGCGCUUUGAGCUCUCCUUUUACCGCAACCAACUGAUCCAUUUGUUUGUGCACGAAGCAAUCGUGGCUGUUACGAUGUACACGCGCAUCAAGAUGGGUGGUGCAAAAUCAACACAAAAGAUCAGUCAUGAUGAAUUGCUGAAUGAGGUGACAUUCUUGAGCCGCUUGCUCAAGACCGAUUUUAUUUACAACCCGGGUGACAUCCAAAGCAAUUUGGAGAAUACGCUGGAGUAUCUCAAGAUUGACAGUGAAGGAUACGUUGGCCUUUCUGAUGUUGAGCGCAGCAUUGGUAGAGAAAACUAUGACUUUUAUUGCUUUUUACUCUGGCCAUUUGUGGAGACAUACUGGCUGGCUGCUGUGUCCCUGUAUACCCUUAUUCCGACAGCGAAGGAGUUGAUCCCUCCUUUAGAUCCUAAUGGCGAGCCUCAGCUUUACUGGGUCGAGGAACGUGUGUUUAUGGAAAAGACCCAGAUGUUCGGAAAGACGCUCUAUUAUCAGGGGGAUCUCUCAUAUUUUGAGUCAGUCAACAUGGAAACCCUCAAAAACGGAUUUAACCGUCUUAGCGACCAUGGUAUUCUGAUGUUUAAGAAGGCAACCAACAAUAAGGAGCGAACGAAGGUUGCACUCCAUCCAGACUUUAUUCCAACAAGGGAUGCUGAUGGACGUGUCAGUAUUGAAGGUGCUCUAUGGGAUUUAGUGGAACAUAUUGGUACCUUUAGACGUGAAGGCAAAAAUCGUCGUGAUAAUGCCACAGUGUCAUCCCGCGUCCUACGAUUUGCCGAGAUCGUCGCUAAUGCGCCUGCUCCAGUAAAGGUACCCGUGCCAAACCCUGCUCCGAAAAAGAUUGGUGAUGGAGCACCAAAAUUAUAA
Lobosporangium transversale is the source of this 2343-nucleotide messenger RNA. Its product is annotated as putative acyltransferase. Bases 1 to 2343 code for a protein of 780 amino acids. NCBI's taxonomy places the organism in Eukaryota, Fungi, Mortierellomycota, Mortierellomycetes, Mortierellales, Mortierellaceae. Gene Ontology annotation, cellular component: mitochondrial membrane. The record is from RefSeq and is a predicted model, not a curated record. The transcript has 13 exons.